UCCCUGUUUCUUUUCCCUUUUUCCCCUUCGGCGGGCGCAACUUGGCCACUUCCGCCCGAUGGCUCCGGGCCCCAAAGCGGCGAGCCUGGCCCGAACGGGCGCAUCGCCCAGGAGGUCAAAGCCAGCUUCACCGUCUCCAAAGAAGGUCACAGCUUCUUCACCCUUGGAGCACGAGCUCUCCAGGGCAUUCGCAGCCACAGACCGGGAGAGGAGCAAUCUGAAAGUCCAAGAGGUUGAAUGGCACGGUCUGCAACGCCAGCUCUUCGCGUCGAUGAAGGAGAAGGAGGAGCUCCAGAAGCGCGUGCGCUCCGCGGAGCAGGAGAGGCAGCAGAGUGAGUCCCAGAUGGAUUCUACGCGUCAUGAGGUGAGGAGUCUGCAAUCGCAGCUGGAAGCCUUGAAGGGGGAGAGGGCCGCCAUCCUGGCCCACCUGGCCAGCGACAAGCAGCAGCGCCAGGCGCUGCAGCAUCAGAGCGGAGCCCUUGCGAAGGAGGUUCAAACCUUGCGGCAGCGUGUCACCAAGUCCGCCGAAGAGGCGGCGCGGCUUCGGUCAGAGUUCCGGGUCAUUGACGAGGAGCUGAAGAUGAUGAGGCAGCAGAAUGAAGCGGAGGAGCAGAACCGCAAGGCCCUGGAGCAGAAGGUGGAAGAGAUCCAACAGCAGCGGGACUCGCAACGCCAGGCCCUGCGCCGGGUGCAGCAGCAGAACCGGGACCUCCACGGCAAGAUGGGGGCCCUGCAUACUGAGCAGCAGGUGCUGAAGUCGCAGGUCAGCGAGGCUGUCCAGGAGAAGAAGAGCCUCGAGCAGAAGAUCGGCAGGGAAGAGGCCUCCCAUGCCAGCCUCACCAGCCGGGUCAGCGGAUUGCAGCGGGACAUCAAGAAGCUCAAGUCCCAGGAGGCCAGCGCGGAGCAGGCCUCGAAGCAGCUGCAGGGCGACCUGGCGCGGCUGGACGAGGCCAAGAAGGCGCUGCACCUGAAGCUGCAGCUGAGCUCCAGCGACAUGGCCUCGAAGCACCGGGAGCUGUUGCAGCAGACGAGCCUCGGUAGCCCCACCAUCCUCAACACGGAUCUCCACUACUCCUUUGGCCCAGGUAAUAGGCCCGCCACGCCCAGCAGCCUGGCAAGCUCCCCGCUGAUGGCUAGGGCGGAGCAGAGCCUGACCCAGGAGCCGGCGUCUACUCUGGCGCCGGCGCCAGUGGAGGCGGAGCCAAAGCUGAGCCCUAGAAGCUCGGCCGAUGUCGGCGAGGAGAAGAGAGUUAGCCAGGAGCCGGGUCCUGAGGCCAAAGAAAAGGCGGACGAGGCAGAGCCAAAGCUGAGUCUUGGAAGCCUGGCCGAAGUUGGCGAGGACCUUGGCCCUCCAGCAGAGGAGUCGGGUCUUGAGGCCAAUGAACAGGCGGACGAGGCAGAACCAAAGCUGAGUCUUGGAAGCCUGGGCGAAGUUGGCGAGGACCUUGGCCCUCCAGCAGAGGAGUCGGGUCUGGAGGCCAAUGAACAGGCGGACGAGGCAGAACCGAAGCUGAGUCUUGGAAGCCUGGCCGACGGCGAGGACCUUGGCCCUCCAGCAGAGGAGUCGGGUCUUGAGGCCAAUGAACAGGCGGACGAGGCAGACGGCCUUUUGUUGGACGGAGAGGAGAUGGAGGCAUUCUGACGAUGGUGUGAAGUUCAGUCGGGACAUACCAAGCAGACCCCAAACCACCAAGGACGAACGUUGCGUAGGUUCGAACAUUGCGUUGCCUCUAAUUUGUUGACAGAGACCUCCCUUGAGCAAGCUUGAGUGCUCUUGCAAGGGCUCGUGACUCGUGUGUCAUCAGCUGAGCCACA
Messenger RNA from Effrenium voratum, 1815 nucleotides. The record is from the annotation of a GenBank genome assembly. NCBI's taxonomy places the organism in Eukaryota, Dinophyceae, Suessiales, Symbiodiniaceae.